Molecule: messenger RNA, 579 nt
Organism: Trypanosoma conorhini
Lineage: Eukaryota; Euglenozoa; Kinetoplastea; Trypanosomatida; Trypanosomatidae
Product: receptor-type adenylate cyclase
Exons: 1
Coding region: 1-579 (192 amino acids)
Source: RefSeq, a predicted model, not a curated record
AUGUACCAGCUGGACGCCGUCCCCGGGCGCACCUUCGCCCCGCUGCGGCUUGACCGUUUGAUGCCGGAACUUGACGGCGACGGCGAGGAUGCAACAGGCAGUGGCGAUGCUUCUGCGUCCAGCUGCAGGAGCUGUUUCUCGCAGACCGCCUUCGCUGUGUUGGCUCUCUUGGGUCUGCAGUUCGGCAUUUUUGCGGCCCCCCAGCGACUGCGGGUGCUGCGUCCUCUCUGCGAGCGUUGGAGAGUCGCUGUGCCGCACGCCGUUAGAGCGGGCAUCGAGGAGGACGCCUGCCGCGUGGCGAUGGAGCGGCUGGCGGUAAAAAUAAGUCGCGUGAUGGAGAAAAGUUCCUAUCAAACUUCAGUUGAAAGCGAACCACGUAAAACAACUAUGCCACUUAUGUCUUCCCUUCACGGUGACGAUGGGUUGUGCCCACAGAGCACCACCGAUGAUGGAGAUGGUCGCCUCGGAGAGUUUCGGUCACGCAGCAGUUUGUGCCGGACAUCUUCUUUUGCGACGGAGGAGGUGUGCUCGGGGGCGGAGGAUUCGGCUAGCACCAUUCGCAUUCGUCCUCCCGUGUAG